AUGUCGUCGCGCCUAGCAGCAGCUCUUGUGGAAACGGCAGGAUCCGCCGCAGCAAGAGAAGCCGCAGUUCAGCUCACCUCCGCGAAGGGCCAGUUGCGGCUGGUCGGCGCUGGGGAGAGGCUCGGCGGUCUGUCUAAGGCGUUAGGAGAUGCGGCUCUGGUGGAAGUUGAGCGAGGAGCAACUCACGGGCUGGGCGACGACGAUGCCGUCGCGAGCGCCCAUCUCCAUUGGGGCCUGCUUCUGGGGCGCGCUGGCGGCGGUGCUGCCUGUGGUGGCGGGCAUGAUGAUGAAGCUUUUGGAGACGAGGCUGGACUCAGGGGUUCGUUCGGCUUGCCGUGA
Clonostachys rhizophaga is the source of this 339-nucleotide messenger RNA. The record is from the annotation of a GenBank genome assembly. Lineage: Eukaryota; Fungi; Ascomycota; Sordariomycetes; Hypocreales; Bionectriaceae.